AUGGGCGAGAAAACCAUCGUCAUAGACGUGGGCUCUGGCUUCCUGAAGGCCGGCUGGAGCAGCCACAACGAGCCGCAGAUCAUCCACCCGACCAUCGUGAGCUACAAGUCGGGCCAGGGCCCCGGCCCCAGUGGGGCCCUGACUCAGCUGCACCUUGGCAUCAACGAGGAGAGCCCCGACUACUUCAGCCACCCCGUGCAGCGCGGCCGCAUCCAGAACUGGGAGGCCAUGGAGCUCUUCUGGACGAGAGUCCUGGAGAAGCUCAACUGGAGCAGGGAGGACACCCGCGUCCUGCUCGCAGAGUCCGUCUGGAGGAGCUUGCAAGAGCGACAGAAGACCAUGGAGAUCAUGUUCGAGCGGCUGGGGGUCCGGUCCAUCAUGCUGGUCGACGAGCUGCAGCUGUCCCUGUUCUCCCAGUGCCUCCUGAACGGCGUGGUGAUAGACUGCGGCUUUGGCCUCACCCGGGUGCAGAGCUUUAUCCAGGGCCUCCCUGUGAGGCAGAGCAGGCAGGUGGUGUCGUGGGGGGACUGGGACAUGGCCUCCUACCUGCUCCGGGAGCUGUUCUCGGAGGGCUGCAUCGAGAGCAACGCGGCCAAGCUGGAGAAGGUCUCCAUCAUCCAGAGGCAGGCGUGCUACGUGCCGAAGAACAUCCAGCAGCUAGCGGCCACCAGUGAGGACCCCCACGGGAACAGCACCUUCCAGCUGCCCGACGGCUCCUUAGUGACGCUGGGCCCCUUGCACAGGAUGGCGCCAGAGAUGUACUUCAGCCCCGGGUUCUACAGCCUGCCAAUCCCCAGCCUCCCCAGGGCUGUCCUGGACUCUGUUCAGUCCUGCCGGGAAGACCUGCAGGUGCAGCUGGCCUCCCACAUGCUGGUCUGCGGGGGCGCCUCCCUCUACCGGGGCUUCACUGAGCGCCUGAAUGAGAUGCUGGUCCUUAACCACUUCUCCAAGAUCUACCGUGCCGUGGGCCUGCGGGCCAGUUCCUACAGGAACUUUAGCGUCUGGCUGGGGGGGUCUGUGUUGGCUCAUCUGUCCACUUACGGGUACAUGUGGAUCAGCAAACCGAACUACGAGGAAGGACUGUGA
Messenger RNA from Sorex araneus (European shrew), 1086 nucleotides. RefSeq names its product actin like 8 (gene ACTL8). The transcript is spliced from 2 exons. Gene Ontology annotation, cellular component: stress fiber; actin filament; striated muscle thin filament. Gene Ontology annotation, biological process: skeletal muscle thin filament assembly. NCBI's taxonomy places the organism in Eukaryota, Metazoa, Chordata, Mammalia, Eulipotyphla, Soricidae. The coding region runs from base 1 to 1086 and encodes 361 amino acids. The record is from RefSeq and is a predicted model, not a curated record.